AGCAGCUGACCGUCUCUCCGGGGGCCACAGUCCACUGAGGAUCCCAGACGGUCGACAUGGGUCGGUGGACGCUGCACAACGUUUUCUUCCUCGUGCUUCUCUGCAGCUCCGAUGGACAGGUUGAUACUCCAAGAAGACACACCUGGCAGGACAGGUUUACAUCAAUAGACAAAUUCUGGGACCUCCACAACGUCCAAAAACCCACAGUUAGUUCUACACCGAGGUUCACUCUGCUGGCUCCAGACCUGCUGAGGACAGACAGCCAGGAGAACAUCUACCUCCAGGCAGACGGCGUGUCCAGCCCCGUCACUGUGUCCAUCUCCGUGAUGGACUUCAGUAAGACCACCUCGCUCCUCCAGGACUCCGUCACACUCACUCUGGAAAAUGGAUUCUGCGCUCUCAAGGCCAUACAGCUUCCCUCGGAUCUUUUGAAUCGCAACGAGAAAAAGAACAAGUUUGUGCAUCUGAAGGUGGACUUUGGGGGCUACCAGGAGGAGAGGAUACUGAUGGUGUCCUUUCACUCCGGAUACAUCUUCAUCCAGACAGACAAGCCCAUCUAUAACCCCGGAGAUACUGUUCGCUUCAGAGCCUUCACGUCCUCUGUGUCCUUCAAGGCCUUCAACAGCUCCGUCACAAUAGAUGUCCAGAAUCCGGACGGCGUGGUGGUUAAACAGGUCUCCAGGAUCAGAGCUGCUGACGGCGUUUUUUCUGACACUUUUCCUCUCUCUGAAAUCGUCAAUGAAGGAAAAUGGACGAUGACGGCAAUGUUCGACCACUGGCAGCAGAACACGUUCACCUCCCAGUUCGAGGUGAAGAAAUAUGUGCUUCCUGCCUUCAAUGUCACCCUGACGCCCAGGAAGUCCUUCAUCGACCUGGAGGACACAGAGCUGGUGGUAGAAAUCUCAGCCAGGUACCUGUACGGGGAGCCGGUCCAGGGGACGGCCUACGUGGUGUUUGGAGUGAAGAUCAACCAAGAGAUGAGGAGGCUGCCUUCAGUGAAGCAGGUGUCAGAUCUGGAGGGAGGAGUCGUCACACUGAGCAUGGCGGAGAUCAAGGCGGCUUACCCCGACAUCAGAUCUUUGGUGGGCAACUCUGUGUAUGUGAAGGCCUCCGUGCUCACCAAGACAGGCAGUGAUCUGGUUGAAGCAGAGAAGACUGGAAUUCAAAUUGUGGAGUCGCCGUAUGUCUUGUCCUUCAAAGACAUAACAAAGUACUUCAAGCCGGGCCUGCCCUUGGAUUUUACAAUCCAGGUGAGCCACCAUGACGGUUCCCCGGCCCGAAACGUCCUGGUCAACUUGAAGCUGCUGAACUCGCCCCUGGUUGUCUCCUCUGGCGCCGGCAGAGUCACCAUCAACAUGCCCGGAGAUCAACGCACACAAACCAUCACGGCUGAGACCGUGCAGGCCGGCCUGAGACCAGAGCAGCAGGCCAAACAACAGAUCACCGUUCUGCCGUACGUCGCCUUUAACCAGCGCCAAGAGAACUACCUGCACAUCUCCAUGGGGACCAACACGGCGUCUGUAGGAGACAGACAUUCUCUGAAGCUGACCGUCACUCCUGCAGACCCGACACACAGACAAUACAUUACGCACAUCACCUACCUGGUAGUGAAUAAAGGUAAAAUCAUUGUUGCCGAGCGCGUGGAUGUGAGGGGUCAGCUGGUCACCAGCGUUGGACUGACGGUCACCCCGGAGAUGAUGCCGUCGUUCCGUUUUGUGGCGUUCUACAGUAUUCCCUGGGCGGGGCGGGAGGAGGUGGUGUCGGACUCCAUCUGGGUGGAUGUGGCAGAUUCCUGUGUUGGAGGGCUGAAUGUCGGGCCGGUGGACGGCUUACGUCGGGACUACGCGCCUGGGAAGAGCUUUAGUUUUCAGGUCAGAGGUGAUCCGGGAGCAAAGGUCAGCCUGGUGGCUGUGGACAACGCCGUGUAUCUGCUCAACAGGGACAGACUUACACAGAGGAAGAUUUGGGGCGCGGUGGAGCACGGAGACAUCGGCUGCACCCGAGGGGGAGGCAGAGAUGCCAAGGCGGUGUUCUCCGACGCAGGACUGCUCUACAGCUCCAGCACCGGGUUCAAAACCCAGAACAGACAAGCCCUGCGGUGUCCAGGCAGCGCCAGAAGGAGGCGCUCUGCUGAACUGUUGCAGCGUAAAGCCCAGCUGGAGAGUCAUUACAAGGAGAAGCUGCAGCGUCGCUGCUGUAAGGACGGCCUCAGGGAGAUCCCCAUGCCGUACUCCUGCACGCGACGCUCUCUCUACAUCACAGAGGGCUGGGAGUGCAUGAGGGCCUUCCGCUACUGCUGCGCCACCUACAGGAACCAAGUGUUUAACACGGAGAUUCCCACCACCCCACCACCCUCGACCACUGUUCCCCCCACCCCCACCCUUCAAAGUAUGUACAUGUUUGCGCGAGGAGGAGGAGGAGGAGGAGGAGGAGGACGAGGAAGAAAAAUAUCCCUAUCCAGGGAUACAGUCAAUUUUAGAAGUGAGCCUGGAUUACCUGGAUUACCUGGACUGCCUGGAUCGCGUUUACUGAAAUCACCAUCUGGACCUGAACUGACCUAUACAAAUGUAAACAAAAUGGCAGAAGAAGAGGAGGAGGAGGAUGAGGAAGAGGAAGAGUGGGAGUAUCUGGAUGAGACUCAAGUGUAUCUGCGAUCCAAGUUCUACGAGUCCUGGCUGUGGACGGAUGUUAACCUGCCCAGCCAGGCAGAAAGAGACGGGUUGGCGUCGAAGGACGUGAACCAUCCUUUACCUGACAGCAUCACAGAGUGGGGAGUUCUGGCCGUCAGUGCAUCACCUCAUACAGGUUUCUGUGUUGCCGAGCCGUACAACGUCAGAGCGUGGAAGCGUUUCUUUGUGGACCUGAAGCUGCCGUAUUCAGUGGCGAGGAACGAACAGGUGGAGAUUAAAGCCGUGAUCCAUAACUACGGCUACGACGACCUGCAUGUGAGGGUGGUGCUGAUGAAGACAGAGGGCAUGUGCAGCAUUGCCUUUAAGGACAAACACACGCAGGAAGUGUCGCUGGUGGCCGGCGCUUCUGUCGCGGUGCCGUACACCAUCGUACCGCUGGUGGUGGGGAAACUUCCUCUGGAGGUGAUGGUGGUGGGCAGAGACAUGAUGGGAGGAGACCGCAUCCAGAAACAUCUACGGGUGGUGCUGGACGGAGUGCAGAAGACUGAAGUUCGGAGUGCGGUGUUGAACCCGUCGGCUGAGGGAGGAACGCAGACUGUUCGUUUGGGCAAGAUCGAACUGGAGUCAGUUGUGCCGAACUCUGUGCCAGAGACGUUCAUCAAUGUCAGAGGCAACGUGUUGGCAGACAGCAUCGAUAACUCCAUCAGUGAGGACUCUCUGGCCUCGCUGAUCCGGAUGCCCGGCGGCUGUGUGGAGCAGAACUUGGCCAGCAUCACUCUGCCGCUCAUCGCCACCCUCUACCUGGACCGAACCAACAGCUGGGAGAGCGUAGGGGUGCAGCGCAAGGCUGAGGCUCUCCGGUACAUCAGGAGAGGCUAUGAGAACCAGCUGGCAUACAGGAAGAGUGAUGGCUCUUACCCCCCCUACAGGAGGGAAGGCGCAAGUACAUGGAUCACGGCGUACGUGGUGAAAGUUUUCUCCAUGGCUCACUCCAUCGUCGGCAUCAACGAGCAGCAGGUGUGUGAGCCUCUGCUCUACCUGGUGAACAACAAACACCGGCUUCCUAUGGGCAGCUUCAGAGAGGACAACCCAGUUUACACCACUACCAUGACGGGCGGUCUCCGUGGCGACGACCCCGAGAUAACCCUGACAGCCUUCGUCCUCGUAGCGCUCGCCGAGGCCAAGCAGGCCGGGAUCCGCUGCACGGGUCCAAGGGUAGAGUUAGCUAUCCAUAAGACAGCCGACUACCUGAAGAGAGCGCUGGUGAGGGUGGGGAGGAGACCGUACACCGUGGCCAUCGCCUCCUACGCGCUGGCUCUGCUGAGUCGACAUAACCCAACAGAACGUUUACUCGGAGCUGCAGCCCCAGGUGGCAGCCACUGGCCCGAUAGUCAGAACACCUUGUUCACCUUGGAGGCGACCGGCUACGCCCUGCUAGCGCUGGUGAAGUUGGGACGCAUGGAGGAAGCUGCAGCGCCGUUUAAAUGGCUAAACAGCCAGCGGAGGAGAGGAGGAGGCUUCGGCUCCACUCAGUCCACCAUGGUGGUGCUCCAGGCGCUGUCAGAGUACCUGAUAAACAAACCUCCUCCUGAUGACAUCAGUCUGGAUGUGGACGUCAGGAUAACGGGACGCAGGGAAAUCCGCUACCAUUUCAACCCCGAGACCGCCUACGCUGCUCGCUCCUCCAGGUUGCCUGCUGAUCUGGAUUUGAUAGUGCAGGCUCGAGGGAAUGGACAGGGAAUACUGGAGGUUGUGACCUAUUACAACCAGCUGCAUGAAGUGGAUGAGAAAAUACCCUGCAAGGACUUUGAGCUCAACGUCACUAUUGAAGAAUCCAGCGAAAAGCCUCCAGCAGAUGUAAUAAAAUCCUACCAGAUCACCAUUAAAGUGAGGGCUUUAGGACCCAGAGACGUCAGGAUGGUGGUUCUGGAUAUAAGUCUGCCUACUGGCUUCACCCCAGAAAACUCUGACCUGGAGAUGUUGUCGAACUCAGUGGACCGCUACAUCAAUAACUUCCAGAUAGUUGAUAACCUGAGUGACAGAGGCUCUCUGAUCAUCCACCUGUUCAAGGUGUCCCACAAAGAGCCAGAGGUCCUGAUCUUCAGGCUUCAGCAGAGCUUCAAAGUCGGCCUCCUGCAGCCGUCCUCGGUCACGGUCUAUGAGUAUUACAACCCGGAUCACCGCUGCAGUCGCACCUACACUCCCAGUGAGGACAAAGAGGAGCUCACUCAGAUCUGCAGGGACAACGUCUGCCGUUGCACUCAGGGUGAUUGCUGCGUCUCCAAAACCGACAGUGAAAACUUCCCCGCCUCAGAAAGAGAGACGUUUGCCUGCAAGACUUUACACCACGUUGUCCAGGUGAAGGUGCUGAGUGUCAGCCAGAGUUACUACGACAAAUACGAGAUGGAGAUCACACAAAUUAUCAAGCUGGGUGUGGAGGCAGGAGUGGAGGUGGGCCAGAAGAGGUUUUUCAUGUCUCAUGGAGGCUGCAGAGAUGGACUCAACCUGGAGACGGGCUCCCAGUACCUCAUCAUCGGCCCCAAAGAGGACCGGUGGAACGUUGACACUGAGACCAACAGAUUCAUCUACAUGUUAGGAAAGGACACCUGGGUGGAACGCUGGCCUACGACUGCAGAAUGCUCCAGCAAUCCCAGCCUGCAGGCUAAAUGCAAGAGCCUCGAGGAUGCUGCAUAUGAACUGUCUGUCAACGCCUGCAGGCUGUAAAGGUGUCCCUUCAGCAACUGCACGCCAUUCUCCUGCCCCAUUGUGUAGCGAAGAUGACCAAUAACUGUGCACACAAAGAUUCAAUCAUCAUUUUAAGGUUAAAGCCUGUGCAAUAGAGAGUGGAGUGUCCCUCCUCUUCCGGUGGACCAACAUGGGACCUUGUUUCGGAAAAAAUAUGGACGGUAGUCAACGGAGAGAGACAAUCACGCCAUGAAUCACACAUAUGAUGUUUGUCAAUUCAAAAG
This is a messenger RNA of Sebastes umbrosus (honeycomb rockfish), 5599 nucleotides long. RefSeq names its product complement C3-like. Gene Ontology annotation, molecular function: endopeptidase inhibitor activity; protein binding. Bases 57 to 5354 code for a protein of 1765 amino acids. The record is from RefSeq and is a predicted model, not a curated record. The transcript has 44 exons. Gene Ontology annotation, cellular component: extracellular region. Lineage: Eukaryota; Metazoa; Chordata; Actinopteri; Perciformes; Sebastidae.